AUGGAAGACCUGGCCGCCUUCUCCUUGGACCCCUGUCUGGAAGGAUACGGACCUCUGAUGUCCCACCAGCCGUGUCUGCCGUCACCCGUGGGACCCGCCGGCUUCCCGGUGACCCGCUGCCUUCCUCAGAACCCCAUGAGGGCUUACUGCCCCGGGGCAUAUCCUAACGCCGGGGAUCUGCCCAGCUACCCCGACGCCAUGAGCAAUGCAGAGUGGUUUGGGGGCACCCAGGACAUGCGCUACCCCCCAUUCUCCCGAAUUCUGGCCCCGUCGGGGUUUAACGCGUCGCCGGCCGGCUGCUUGGGGUACAUCGGGGACGGGGCCAAGACCCCGCUGUACAUCCAGCACGCGGCGCGGCGGAAGCGGAGGGUCCUGUUCUCGCAGGCGCAGGUCUACGAGCUGGAGAAGCGCUUCGAGCAGCAGAAGUAUCUGACGGCGGCAGAGAGGGAGCAGCUGGCGAGGCUCAUCCAGCUCACCCCCAACCAGGUGAAGAUCUGGUUCCAGAACCACCGCUACAAGAUGAAGCGCCAGGCGCGGGGGGCAGGAGAGGCCAAAGCGUACGGCGCGGGGUCCGGGGGGUCCUCCAUAGAGGAUUACGGACCCCCCGAGAUCAAACUGGAUUACAAAGGAUCCCCGGAGGAGCCGCUCCACGGCCAGGGCCUGCUCUUGGCUCACGACUUCCUCAGCUCGGCGGCGGACCACCAGGAGUUUGAGAAAGGAGCCCGAAACCCGGUGCUGAAACCAUGGUGA
Spea bombifrons (plains spadefoot toad) is the source of this 750-nucleotide messenger RNA. Its product is annotated as homeobox protein Nkx-2.1-like. Gene Ontology annotation, molecular function: RNA polymerase II cis-regulatory region sequence-specific DNA binding; DNA-binding transcription factor activity, RNA polymerase II-specific. Bases 1 to 750 code for a protein of 249 amino acids. NCBI's taxonomy places the organism in Eukaryota, Metazoa, Chordata, Amphibia, Anura, Pelobatidae. Gene Ontology annotation, biological process: regulation of transcription by RNA polymerase II; cell differentiation. The transcript has 2 exons. The record is from RefSeq and is a predicted model, not a curated record. Gene Ontology annotation, cellular component: nucleus.